CACUUGAACUUUUUGUUGCCAUUCUUGAAUUUGAUUACAUGAAGCCAAAGUCAAACGAUCCCGUUCUUGGUAUGUUUAUGUUGGGAUAUUUUUUCUUCUGUAAAUGGGUGCUCUUCUUGGCUUUUCCGCCGACUGUAAUGAUCUUUCCAGGUUGAUGUAAAGUUUUGGAAUCUCUCUAAUGAAAAGUUCUUGAAUAUUUUAUUCCGGGUCCGGCGAGUCCAAACUCCUUCACGUUCAAAUAGUCUCAACUCGUACACAGGUCCUCAGUCCGACCCAUCGGCGCUGAAUGAAGGAAAGCGGUUCUGCUUUUCUGAGGACAGCGAGCGCUGUAAGGUCGCGGUGAAAUCAAAGGAAAACAUCAGUGAAGGUUCAAGCGAAAAGGCUGAUGGUUUGCUAUCCGGAUAAAGCGCUCGAAGAAAAAGCCUGAACAGUCAAACGGAUCUCAUGUGACUCUCUUUUCUCGUGCGUGGUGAAGCUUCAGGUAUUGGUUUCGAUAUCAGGGUCGUCUUCUCGGGUGCAGAGAAGUGGCAGGAGGGAGGGAGGGAGCGGUUAAUAUAAUGCCCUUGGCUGCUUUCCUGUCACCUGUUGUUCUGCUUCUGCUUGAGUUUGGUGUUUUGGAAGGGGAAGUUGCCAUCUGUUGAGCUCAGAUGGGAGCACAUGGCUCCUCCUAUUUCCAAGCUCUAAGCACCGUAAACUAAUGCGAGGGAAGGCAGGGUUUUGGGUUCCUAGAGAAUCAGUUGCUGCAGAGAACCGUCUGAUUGGUGUGGGGAAACAAAAAACCAAGUUCCCUUUUUUUUUUCUUUUCUAUUCUUAUAUUUUUAACUUGGGAAGUGUGACUUGUGAGACUGUGAUAAAGGAAACCAACCAGAAGAAAAAUAUUAGUCCUUUCCUUUCGACUAUCUCAACUUGCUUCUCCUCCUGCAAAACCCAAUUCAGGCAAUUACUUGUUCCCCAAAUUUCGGUUCUGAUUGCUGGGUUAUGUUCAAAUGGGUCGCUUUGGUGAUGUUUUCCGAUUACUUUUUGAAGUGAAGUCUUGGCAGUAGCAUUAGCCCCUCUAACUCCAUGUAAAAUCUUAAAUUUUCUUGGUUAUCACGAAGCCUUUCGGCAACAUUUUGAGCUCAAAGAGGGGAAGUGUUGCUCUUCCUCUUUCUGCGGAUAAGUUGCUAUCAGCUAAGUUGCUGUGUUUGCUUCCCACUCUAUUGCACUUCAUCUAGCAAUCUCCUGCCUUUCUUAUGUCUCCUUGCUCUCCUCGGUUGGCUUGAUUGUUAAUUUUCAGCUAAAUUACCUUCUGUUUCUUUUCUGUCCCUCAACUUUCCCACAUAAAGCACGAGCUGCAUUCCUUCCCCAUCUGGUCAUAUCUGGUGCUUUUUCUAUCCAUCCAAAGUGGAAGACUAUCUUUUCACUUUGUCCAUCAUUCAGAGAACAGCAUCAAUAUUUCCCCCCCUUUUUUCCCCAAAAGUCAAUGAUCCUGGAAACUGAAACUGGAAACCAAAUGUCUUCACUUAUAUGUGACUUACUUCCGUGGAUUUCGGUUCUUAUCACAUGGCUGAUUUUGAGUCAUCUACUGGAGUUUGGCUUAGCAUCGAUCCUCUUCACAUCUAUGGCUUUACUCUUGUCGAGCGUUCUCUUUGCAUUAUCUAGGCGAAAGCCUGUCUUCAUGGCAGAACCUCUCGAGGAGGAGAUUUUCAGAUCUGAUCAAGAAACUCUGCCUAUUAAAGAGGAUGGAGCAUUGCUUUCCCAGCCACGAAUUGAGUCGAUGCCCCAGAUGAGAGAAGCCCAAGGACAAGCAAAGAUGUUUCAGCCCGAAGGGUGCACAGUUAGAUCGUCACUGGAUUCAAGUUCAGAGAGUGAAUGCAUCAAUAACUUCUCCACGAGUGAAGAUUCAGAAGUGGAGUGGCCCUUCAAGGAAGACAUGGAUCACAGCCCGGAUUGCUCAGACGGUUCGAUCACCGAUGAGGAGAGCUUAAUUGAGAUUUCCAUCCCAAGUGGGCAUUAUGUUGGUCAAAAAGAGGAAGAGCCAAAGUUCAGUUUGAAGCAAAAGUUCACAGAUUUCACACCAGACUCCAUUUUCCAACAGAACUGUCUAGCUGAUCUCUUAGCCGAGAUCAAUGAGAUGAAUGAGGAAGACGAUAAUCUGAUCGAGAUCGACAUAUCCGUGGGAUCCAUCAAGUGCUCAAGGUUUGAAAUUGAAGCUUGAGUUAGUCACUUUAAAGCUGGCACUGUUUUCCAUAUUUUCUUGCCACUUGUGGGUCUGAUGUGCAGAAUUAGGGUUUUAGGACAUGUUAUGCUCUGCUCUAUUCUGAAUUUUGCCCUGGUGGGGACUUUGGAUACCCUAGUGCUAUUGGCCCUUUGUUUUCUCUUGAUGCACUUUAAAGUAUAUUAAAAGUUUAAAGGGCCAUAUGAUGGAACCCCACUUGCUGUUCUUUUAAUAAGACCUCCUUCUCUUAUGCAUCCACUGUUAAUCAAUCCACCUGAUGCCCCUUUUUAUAUUUAAAGAUUACUCCUCUCCAAGAGAAGAUGAGUGGUAUGAGUAUGCAAGUCAUACAGUCACGGCGCCCCGUGCCUUAUUCUGAAUUAGGGAUGGCCAAUAUUAUAGAAACCAUUGUCACCCUCCAAAGAAUGACUGACUUAAGGGGAUUAGCGGGACCGCCGUCAUCUCGAGUCGACUGGUUUACUGUGUAAUUUUUAGCAAUUAUGUACUAUACCGUUUGAUAAUUAAUGUAAGAUUUCUUUAUUUUGCCCUU
Eucalyptus grandis is the source of this 2744-nucleotide messenger RNA. RefSeq lists its product as uncharacterized. The coding region runs from base 1463 to 2197 and encodes 244 amino acids. Lineage: Eukaryota; Viridiplantae; Streptophyta; Magnoliopsida; Myrtales; Myrtaceae. The transcript has a single exon. The record is from RefSeq and is a predicted model, not a curated record.